AUGACGUCUCAACAUCCUGACUUCGACGAGUUCUACGACGAUCAAGUGGCAGCUCAUCGACAGCUCUUUCCACAACAGAAUCCUUGGGAUCGCAUCACUCAGCCGAGUGUCCUAAUCUCUUGCCUCAUUGUUGUCGUCACUAUUACAUACAACUUAUAUGCUUCAACCACUACCUUUCAAGAAUCAAUACGCCUUUUAGGAACUAGUCUCUGGGACGGCCUUGUAGUCAUUGUCCCUCAGAGCCUCCUGAAUGCCUUGGAUACACCCGACAAUUCCACCACAACCACAACCUCCGAGUCGAUGCGUCUCGUCGAACGAAGCCACCAUGCCGUCAAAAGCGACAAGAUGCGGAGGGUCUUGGGGCUGACUCGUCCCGGCGGCGUCAUGUCCUCAGUCUUUGAAGUUAGAAACCGCGCCCUCUCCAUGACCGGCAGCGUUUUGGGCUUGAAGACCGAAUCCGAUCGUCCACCGGGCCUUGGCAAUAUGGACAACUCAUGCUACCAGAAUAGCAUACUCCAAGGACUUUCAUCACUUAAACCUCUACCUGAAUACCUCUCCACCUAUCUCGAAGCAUCGAAUAAAAGUGGCGAUCAAGACGUUGCGCAAACAUUACGUGCUCUGAUCGCCGACCUGAACGACGUUUCGAAUUAUGGGCGCACGUUAUGGACUCCAAGUCUGCUCAAGUCUAUGAGCACAUGGACUCAACAGGAUGCUCAGGAAUACUACUCCAAAUUAUUAGAUGAUAUCGAUAAGAGCGUCGCAAAAGCUAUCAAAAACGCACAGCCUCAACAUCCUGGUCUGGCCGUUAAGAUCGAUAAAGACGACGCUGCUGCAAGUGAGCAUAGCGACGACAGUGGCUAUCAAAGCAUAAUAUCUUCACCCGAGCUUAAGUCGAGCCACAAUCCGUUGGAGGGCAUGCUCGCACAGAGAGUGGCCUGUGUUCGUUGUGGAUAUUCCGAGGGGUUAUCCAUGAUACCUUUCACAUGCUUGACACUGAGCCUUGGUUUGAACAAGAAUCAGCAUGACCUGUAUGAAAGGCUGGAUGCUUACAGCAAAGUGGAAGUGAUCGAAAACGUCGAGUGUGCCAAGUGUACACUUCUCAAGCAUGAGGACCUUUUAUCUAAGUUGAUAGACAGGAUGCGAAACGACGAGAAACCAGACGAGCACCUCCAAAAAGCUCUGUGCCGACUUGAGGCAGUGAAGCUAGCUUUGGAAGAAGAUGAUUUUGAGGAAAAAACUCUGACGGAAAAGUGCAGCAUUCCGGCUAAUAACAAAGUCAGCUCUACGAAGACCAAGCAGAUUGUUAUUUCUCGGGCGCCAAAAAGCCUGGCAGUCCAUAUGCAACGAUCGGUGUUUGAUCCUUCCACUUUCAACAUGAUGAAGAACUCGGCUCCAGUCAACUUUCCCAUGACACUGGAUCUUGGCCCGUGGUGUUUGGGCAGUGCCUCCAAUUCCUCGACCCAAGCAUGGAGUGCAGAGGAGAAAUGGGAUGGGGACCCUCGAGAAUCAAUGAUAGCUGGCGACCAAGGCUCAUCCAAAUUUACAGGGCCUAUCUAUGAGCUUCGAGCAGUGGUUACACACUAUGGGCGGCACGAGAACGGGCAUUACAUAUGUUAUCGCAAAUAUCCACGACAUAGCCCGCCUACCAAAGCAGUUGACGAUGAGGAACCUGAUAGCAUGAUAGAUAUUCAGCCUGAGCUCGAACGAAAGAAUCAUGAGAACGACCUCGACGAACCUGAGAUGGACUGGUGGAGGCUGAGCGAUCACAACGUCUCAAAGGUUAGCGAAGAUGUAGUGCUUACCCUUUCUCCCGGUGUCUUUAUGCUCUUUUACGACUGUGUGGACUCUACGAUGGUUAUGAAUGAUCAAGACGAAAGAAUGCAAGAUGCCAAUGAGGUUGCAGAUCUUGUUGCCGCAACCGGGCUGGCCAGUGCAACGGACAACACGGCUCAAAUAGCACAGGGGCACGAAACUCAAAAGUCCAAUGGCAAGCCAAAGGAGGCAUCGAAUUUGGGAGAAGACGCCACGCCAUACGUUGCAAAUGAUCAGGCUGCCAUUGAAACGACAACGCGCGGCUCUAAUCUGAUCACCAAUACAGCUUCAUUGGUUCAUGUUACGCCAUAA
Molecule: messenger RNA, 2124 nt
Organism: Fusarium fujikuroi IMI 58289
Lineage: Eukaryota; Fungi; Ascomycota; Sordariomycetes; Hypocreales; Nectriaceae
Product: related to ubiquitin-specific proteinase UBP1
Exons: 1
Coding region: 1-2124 (707 amino acids)
Biological process (GO): protein deubiquitination
Cellular component (GO): cytosol; nucleus
Molecular function (GO): cysteine-type deubiquitinase activity; cysteine-type endopeptidase activity
Source: RefSeq, a predicted model, not a curated record